GCUCGACACACUUGGUUUCUUUCCUGGCCUCAGUUUUACUGGUGUAAAGUUGGUUUGAGUUAUGUUCACCUCAAACAAAGGUUGUUGAGGGGAUUGGAUGAUGUCACACACGUAAAAGCAUUCAGCACAAGGCCUGAUACACCGCGGGUGCCCAGGAUAACCUAUCUAAAAAGGACACAAUCCUUCCUGGCUUGUAAAAUUGCUUUCCAGUCCCUCCCACACAUGGUUUGAUUUAAUGAUAGUCACUUCGGAGGCGCGCAUUGUGUGUCCGGCUCAGGACCGUGCUUCCAUAGGUGACCAUUGCCAUCCAUCUAUUUCACAAGUAGGGAAACAGUCCCAGAGAGGAGACGGGAAGAAAUUCUUUUUUUUUUUAUUGAGACAGAGUCUCUCUUUGUCGCACUCUACUUCUUCGGAGGUCACUGCUGCAGACCAAGCAGAGCCAAUACUGGGUCAGUGCCAGGCAAAACCCAGGUCUCUCGCCUCCCAAGGGGAGAUAAUUUCGGGGUUAGGAACCGGUCUGGGGAGGGGACUUAUCUCAACCACGUGCAGGCCCAACUUUGAGUCAUCUAAGUGCGGGGUGGGGUGGCAGUCACACCCAAAGGCCCGGUGGCGAGGGGACCGCUGACACCCUGACUCCGCAGUUUUGACUCUGACUUCCCGGAUAGACCUGUCUGGUUGGUGCAGGUUAGGGAAUGGGCAUCUGGGCGGCUCUGUAACCUUGGAGGGCAGAGAUUGGAAGGGGUUAUCAAGGGACUGUUCUGACCCUGGGUAGGGAUGUCUGACUGCGAUGGGGGUUCAGGAUGGACGCUGUUGGAAGAUACCCAGUCGGGGUGGAGAAGUCUUGUGAGUUGUUAGGAGGUAUCAGUAUGAGAUCAGGAAGUACUGGUUUCUAACGCGGGAAGAAACUUAUAGAUAGGGGGCGGGGUUUCUGUUGAAUAGGUGUGUGUGUGUUUGUGUUCCAGUCGGGAGCAUAAGACAUCACAGUUGAGAAUGGAUGUCUCAUGCCCUAUUCCCGAUUGCCACUAGGAGUGGGGGACAAUCUAAUGGAGGAGUGUCUAGGUUUCGAUUGUAAGAGGGCUAGGCACUCCCAGGAGUCGGGAAUGUGGUUGUGGCCCUUUGCCGCGAACAGCUGGGGCCAGUGGAAAUGUGGCUUUCUAGGUCGUAAUGAAAAGAGGGCUGUACUCUAUGAGAUGAAUAGUUCCAAGAAGUUGUGACAGGGGGCUACAGGGACACGGAGGCUUAAGUCGAGAGAGGGAAUUAGGGACCUUAGAACCCGGCGAUAUUUCAAACCCCAGACGCGGCGUCGCACUCAUUCUGCGCAAGCGCAGCACAGGCAAGCCAAAACACUUCAGUUAGGGGCAGGGCUUGAAGGCAUUCUGCGCUUGCGCGUAAGGGGCGUGGCGGUCGCACCUGCGCGAGUUGAGGGACGGAGGAGGGGCGAGGUGACGCAGGCGUAAUAAUAGAGAAGGUGCCAGAAAGAUCCAAAACAAGUGGCUGCGGCCGUCACCCGGGAGUCUUCGGACGCCGGAAUCUGGUGAGGAGGCCUCAGUUCUGAGUUUGUACUGCCUCCCUUCCCUGGGAAUGGCGUUGUCUGGGUCGACCCCGGCCCCCAGCUGGGAGGAGGAUGAAUGCCUGGACUACUACGGGAUGCUGUCGCUUCACCGUAUGUUCGAGGUGGUGGGCGGGCAGCUGACCGAGUGCGAGUUGGAGCUCCUGGCCUUCCUACUGGACGAGGCCCCCGGCGCUGCUGGCGGCUUGGCCCGCGCCCGCAGCGGCCUGGAGCUGUUGCUGGAGCUGGAGCGCCGCGGGCAGUGCGACGAGAGUAACCUGCGGCUGCUGGGUCAACUCCUGCGUGUGCUGGCCCGCCACGAUCUGCUGCCUCAUCUGGCGCGCAAGCGGCGCCGGCCAGUGUCUCCAGAACGAUAUAGCUAUGGUACCUCCAGCUCUUCAAAGAGGACAGAGGGCAGCUGCCGUCAUCGUCGUCGGCAGUCAAGCAGUUCUUCAGAUUCUCGGCAGGAUCAGUGGGAGACAGGCUCCCCUCCAACCAAGCGGCAGCGGAGGAGUAGGGGCCGGCCUAGUGGUGGUGCCAGACGGCGGCGGAGGGGGGGUCCAGCUGCCCCACAACAGCAGCAGGAGCCAGCCAGGCCCGCUUCCGAAGGCAAAGUGACCUGUGACAUCCGGCUCCGGGUUCGAGCAGAGUACUGCGAGCAUGGGCCAGCUUUGGAGCAGGGCGUGGCAUCCCGGCGGCCCCAGGCGCUGGCACGGCAGCUGGAUGUGUUUGGACAAGCCACUGCAGUGCUGCGCUCAAGGGACCUGGGCUCCGUGGUGUGUGACAUCAAGUUCUCAGAGCUCUCCUAUCUGGACGCCUUCUGGGGUGACUACCUGAGUGGUGCCCUGCUGCAGGCCCUGAGGGGUGUGUUCCUGACUGAGGCCCUGCGUGAGGCCGUGGGCCGGGAGGCUGUCCGCCUGCUGGUCAGCGUGGACGAGGCCGACUAUGAGGCUGGCCGGCGCCGCCUGUUGCUGAUGGAGGAGGAGGGGGGGCGACGCCCGACAGAGGCCUCCUGAUCCUGGAUCUAGCAGGACUGACUCCACCUCUGAGUCUUCGUGCCACUUUUCCCCUGGAGGACAACCAUCUCUGCCCCUACAGCACUGUCACUUCAGCAGCUCUGAGGACUAUGGCAGGACCAGGACAUAGGGGCACACCCCUUGACAACCCGCCCCUUGACAGCCCCUUCCACAGGAUGUGGGCUGUGAGGCUUAAACCACUUCCAGCUGAGUUUCCUUCCCAAAUUCCCCCCACCCCUGUGUGUUUCAUCAGCCUCAGGAGGCCAGGAGCACCUGGGUCCCCAAAGGGAGGGAGGCAAAGCCACACACCAACAACCCCUCUGCACAUUCUGUCUCUGAUCCUGGGCUGUCUGCACAUGCACGGGUGCACACACAUGCGUGCAAACACACACACACUCAUACUCACACACUUCCCCCACUGAAGUCUUCCCACGGCCCCUACCCUGGCCUGUUCCACACACUUCUUUGGCCUAAUGGCUUAUCUCUCAGGAUCUCUAAUUUGACCACCCCCAACCUGGACUUCAGCCACAUUAGUGGGCACUGGAGCCAGGGUGCACGAGGGGCCUGCUCACCUUGUUUGCACAGCUCUAGCCAGGGCUCUGCCCAGCUUUCACCACCCCCCUCCAACUUCCCCGAGCUAGACAGACUUGUAUUCAUACCCUCACAUGUGGAUGUUGUGGCAGCAUCAGACUAAGGCGUACUGUUGUCCAGAGGCCAGGACCAGAAAACUACUGCCUUCUUGAAAAGGGAAAAGAAAAGCUUGGGGGCUGAUGAGAAAGGCCUUUCUCAAAUGGCACCAAUAAAACUGCCCUGGAAGGGGGCAUAGGUGAGCAUCAGGCUUUCUAGAACUCUUUUUAAAGCUGCAGUCUUACUGUGUUGCCCAGGCUACUCUCAAAAUUCUGGGCUCAUAUAUGGUCCUCCCCUUUGAUAAGUGCCUCGAAGUAGCUGGUGCUAGGGAAGGAGCGUUCAUGUCCCAGUGUUAGGGGCUGAAGGGUGGGCAGGAUACUGGGUCAUCUGCCAUCUGGUACCACAUGCUUGUCCUACUCUCCAGGCCUCAGUUUUCUCAUCUGUCAAAGUGGGAAGUACAGUAAGUACUGCCUUGGAGUUACAAAGUCUUCCAACCCUGUUCACAUGCUUUGCUCCUGUAUGUCCUGGUGGGGUUGAGGGGUGUUCCAGGAUUUUCAACUACUUGAGUGAGGUAGGCCAGCAACCCCCAAGGCUAAU
Nycticebus coucang (slow loris) is the source of this 3789-nucleotide messenger RNA. It is a transcript of the gene DEDD2, whose product is annotated as death effector domain containing 2. The record is from RefSeq and is a predicted model, not a curated record. The transcript is spliced from 5 exons. The coding region runs from base 1582 to 2565 and encodes 327 amino acids. Lineage: Eukaryota; Metazoa; Chordata; Mammalia; Primates; Lorisidae. Gene Ontology annotation, cellular component: nucleolus. Gene Ontology annotation, molecular function: protein binding; DNA binding. Gene Ontology annotation, biological process: regulation of apoptotic process; extrinsic apoptotic signaling pathway via death domain receptors; apoptotic process.